Hermetia illucens (black soldier fly) is the source of this 3957-nucleotide messenger RNA. Its product is annotated as signal-induced proliferation-associated 1-like protein 2. The transcript has 3 exons. NCBI's taxonomy places the organism in Eukaryota, Metazoa, Arthropoda, Insecta, Diptera, Stratiomyidae. Gene Ontology annotation, biological process: regulation of small GTPase mediated signal transduction; activation of GTPase activity. Gene Ontology annotation, cellular component: cytoplasm. The record is from RefSeq and is a predicted model, not a curated record. Gene Ontology annotation, molecular function: protein binding; GTPase activator activity. Bases 268 to 3816 code for a protein of 1182 amino acids.
GUGCCAGUUUAGUAUAAAUUCAACAUCAAAUCGAAUCCUUUUCAUUAUAAGAUUUGGAAUGAAAGGCAGACUUCGUGUGUAAAAAUACAGUUGGGUUCCCUUCAGACAUAUCAAGACCGAUUUACACCAGAUUAUCUCAAGUUAAGAGUGGUUUUUCGAAAUCGAGGUACAGUCUGAAUCACAGAACGUUUGGAAAUUUGUCUUUUCGUUAGUAAAGUGUCGACCGUAAUCUCCAUCGCAAAGUCCUUUUAAGAGCAACCGCGAACCAUGCCCACAAACAUUAUAAACCGCAACAACAUGAGUACUGAAACGAAUCCACCAGAUUUCGCAGAAAGGCAAAGGAGACGCGCCUUUGCCCAUUACGAUUGUCAAAGUCUCGCAGCAAGUCUCAAAAAUGCCGCCACAUCCAGAGCUUUUAUGCUCACGCGGAGGCAAAAUACCCCAAGUAGGGCUUCUGCAGCUUCAAAAAUGGACCCCUGCUUUGACACAUCUGAUGCUGACGAUUGGGAGAAAGAUUUUGGCGACGGACGGUCUAAUGAAUUGGUUCAAAAUUGUCCUUACGUUCGCAAUGAAAUCGGAGGAGAAAAGGAAUGGCAGAUUAGUGCGUCGCGUAUUCGCAGUUUGGAAGGUACAGAACCGGAAGGGACUACCCACAUCCCAGGUUUGGCUUGCGGUUUAUCCAUCCUAGAAAGCGUUCCAAAUGAGGAUAGAUGGAAGGACUCGUGUAUUUAUCAAAAGGGUCCUAGAGCCGUUGAAGUUAUGGAUCAUGGAGCUCAUUAUUACCGACGGUAUUUCCACAGCGAAGACCAUCAAAAUUGGUUUGGAAUGGACGAGCGGCUGGGACCGGUAGCUAUUUCAGUCAAAAGAGAAGAAUUACAAGAAAAGGAAGGGAAUACUCCUGCCCGUCAUAAAUAUCGUCUAAUUAUCCGCACUUCCGAAAUUCUCACAUUGCGAGGUUCGAUUAUGGAGGAUUCGAUUCCUAAUCGUCGAGGAAAGCAUGUUACUACCAAAGAUGUUUUAGAAUGCGUUGCACCUGAAAUAAAACUGAAUUGCCUUCGCCUGGGUGUGGAUACGCUUGAAUGUGAACAACAAUUGAUGACACUGGAUGAGCAAAGCCCAACGAACCAAUACAAAGUGGGAAUACUCUACUGUAAAUCGGGUCAGUCAUCUGAGGCGGAAAUGUACAGCAACGAAAAAGCUGGGCCCGAGUUCAUUGAGUUCCUGAAUACCAUAGGGAGGCAAGUGCGUCUGAAAGGAUUCGAUAAGUUUAGUGGUGGAUUAGAUACUAAGUCGGAUUCGACAGGAACACAUUCACUUUACGCUACGCACAACAACUGCGAAAUAAUGUUCCAUGUUUCAACAAUGCUUCCAUUUGCGCCGGACUCUUCUCAGCAGUUAUUCAGGAAGCAGCACAUUGGAAAUGAUGUCGUAACAAUUGUGUUCCAAGAAUCAGGCGCUCAACCAUUUACUGCAAGGAAUAUUCGGAGUCAAUUCCAGCACGUGUUUAUAAUAAUUCGUGUAGUGAAAUCAGGAGGGACCUUCUACAGAGUGGCUGUGUCUCGGUCGAAGGAUGUGCUGGCGUUUGGACCUCCAAUACCUGCUGGAGCCACCUUCACUCGAGGCAAAAAGUUUGUCGAGUUUCUUUAUAUGAAAAUUAUAAACGCCAAAAACGCAGUCUACUCUUCAGAGAAAUUUACAAAGAUUUCAAUGAAGACUCGUCAGGAAUAUCUCAAAAAUAUAGUCAACAACUUCUCCACGACGACUACUUUGAAUGUUGGUACAAAAUUCUCUAUCUUCACUAGCAAGAAAAAGGAGAAAGCCAAGGCUAAAUUCUCCGCGGAUGCAGCACAGCAAGGGGCAUUCUGUUGGCAAGUUAUCGUUCAGGAUGCAGGAAUUUCGACGGCUAUCAAUUGCUUAUUAGGCAUUUCAGCAGAUACAUUUGUCCUGAUUGAAGAAUGCAGUCGCCAGAUUGUUUUUGUUACCCCGACGAAAGGAAUUCUUGGGUGGUCUACGCGUACGAAUGAAUUACGAAUCUAUCACCACCGUGGUGAAUGCAUAACAAUGAACAUGAAAUCUGAAGAGCAGUUGGAGGUCGUCCAAAGGCUGAGAUCCGUUACUCCUGGAUGUGACGCUUUGGAGUUUUAUCUUUCGAGAAAUUCAAUGAAGCAGUUGGGUUUCCAUGUGCAACCUGAUGGACUAGUAACUAAGGUAGAUACAUGCGGGCAAGCGUGGGAGGCGGGAUUACGACGGGGAUUCCGAUUGGUUGAAAUAUGCAAUGUCAUAGUGGCUACUAUAUCAAUUGAACAAAUGAUUGAUCUGCUGAAAUCUUCAGACAAAGUAAGGGUCACUGCAAUAGAAUCGCUGGUAGAAUUGGUACCCCGCAAUGGAUGCUUCAAAGAGAAGUGUGAAUUCAAUAUCAUGGCUGAGGAAGCAGAGUAUAGUAGCAUCCGCAAUUUACAGGUUGCAGUUCCAAUGAUGAGAUCAAGAGCGUCUCCAAAUGUACUAAAAGAAGAACUGGAAGCAUAUCAACGUCGUAGAUAUGCACGAAAUUUGACAAACAAUUCAGUCCAAAAAUUAUCAUCUUUCAUAUACACUGAAGAUAUACAAAGAUUAUCUCAUGUGCAGCAUGCAACGCUCUCAUCAUCAGAUCAUUCAUUAGAUGCCAGUGAGCAGAACUCCCAUCCAGACCAUCAUUUACAGCAACCGUAUCAUGUAUGCAGUGGAGCCCACCCAAAACGACUUGGAACCCAAUCACUUCCGCAGUUAGCAAUGUCCGUAAAAGACUCAACCAAGCAACGCCUGCCAAUUAACAAGCAAAAUCAAUCUGUCUACCGUUUAUCCAACGUUGAGUACUUGGUCGCAAAGACUCAACGGAACCAAAUUCAUAAAUCUGUCGGACAGACGCGAGACAUGUCAAAAAGGUUUAGUUUGUCAAUAAGCGACGAAAAUUCCAUUCAUUCUGCCUAUGCUAAUCUGAAGCCAAUCAAUGACAGAAUCAUUCCAAAAUCGGGAAACAAUUUACCACGAUUCCGAGGAUCCAUAGCAUCUUUAGACAUUGGAAUUGGAUCUGAUUCAUCUGCCUCAUUAAGUCAAAACGGUGAUCAAAACAAAGCCAUGCUGCCACCGAUGGGAUUGGACCUUCAGCCGGGAGUCACUCAGCACAAGGCUGACAAUCAAUUUCUUAGAAAAGGUUACACUAACCAUGUAGGAAAGUUUCCUAGAAACCCACUCCCGAGGACUAAUCAUGCACCAACCAAUAACGUCACCAAUAACAGUCAUAGUGUAGAGUAUACUCCGAAAAUGAAUGUUCAAUUAAGAGUAAAUCAUCCUGCUGAAGAUCUCUUAUACAGAAACACAUCUCGUUCUCGCAUCGGCAUCAAUCUAGGAAAGGAAGCGCCACCUCAACUCUUAACACCUAGUUCAAAUAGAUGUGACAGCGUGAAAGCUAAAUCUACAUCCCAUGCUAUUGGCCUGGAAAAUGGACAAGACCAAAUUGACGAUUAUGUACCUAUCCAUUUUGGAUAUCCAGAUCAAGUAUUCCAAGCCGUCUAUUCUUCGAGCGAACAUCCAUACAGUUCCACUUCUUCACAAAGUUCAGAAGAAUUACUUGCACCAAUCCCUGAAUUUCAAACGCAAUUAACAGAAGUGGAGGAUCGAAUGCUUCGCGAAGCACAACAAAGACAGGAUCUAGAACAAGCGGUUCUUCGCUUGACCGAGGAGAAUCGGCGUUUGCACGGCGAAAGUCAGGCUGUCAAGCGACAACUGAGAGUCUUCACUGAUUUGUACUCUCAAACUAUUCAACGGACCACAGAGUAGUUUUAGUCUUUAAGGACAGUUAUAAUAUCUUCAUCUAUGGUUUCAUAGUUUCUAAAAUAAUUUGAUAUGAACUUUUGUAGUUUUAAGACAUACUUGUACGAUGGUCAUGUAACAGUAAUAAUAAAUGACGAAGAAUUGAAA